GGCUGAUGUCGUAUCCUCAGGGCUUUGCAAACUGAUGCUGAGCUCCGCCCUCUUCACGUGUGUCACCACAGACAGGUCGAGCCAGUCUGACACACGAGUCCAUCAGCAGCAUGACUGUCUCUGUCUGUCUGUCUCCACACCUGCUUCAAACGAAGAACCAUACCCGAGGUUAUACCGUUCCAGGACGCUGUCACGGACAGUAUCAUCCAUUAGCACAGUCUACAAGCAAGACCAUUCGGCCAUUGUAGGUUCCAGCCGUCGGCAUGAGCAUCCCUUCCAAAGACCGUAAGCCAAAAAAGCCCCAUUACGUCCCCCGUCCCCCCGGAAAGCCCUUCAAAUACCAGUGCUUCCAGUGUCCUUUCACCUGCAACCAGAAAUCCCAUCUGUUCAACCAUAUGAAAUACAACCUGUGCAAGAUCUCCAUCUCCAUAACUGCUAAACCGAACCAAAGUCCCAUCCAAAAUUCCACAUCAUCACCAAACGUCCAGUCUGCAAUGGAGCGCAAUGGCUCGAUGUGUGCCAAUGAUGAAACAUUCUCUGUAGUGGAAGUGACCUCGACUAGUACUGACCCUGUAGGCGGAUCAAACUCUGAACCAUCUCCUCAAAACGGGGACACACAAAAGGAAGCCGAUCUUCAUUCCUCAGACCCGAUGUCAUCCUCUAUAGGUGACUCCAAGGACAUUAAACCCGUGUAUAAACCCGAAGCUCUUCUUCCACAACACGUGUAUAACCCUGCGACCAUCUGGAGACCCCCGAUCUCAUUCCCACCCAGCACUGUAAGUCCUGAACACAAAUCACAUCUACAAGACAAAGAGUUGGAUUUUCCUUAUCACGGUGGCGUCAUUCCUGGAUAUCAUUCCUAUGUUAUUCCAUCCCCUCUGCAUCCACUCUACCAUCAGUAUCACCCCUAUCUACAGCCAAGCAACAUUUAUCACUCCACCCCGCCACACCCGCACCUCCUCCCGUACGCCCUGGAAACCCACAGACUCCACCAUCUGUUACCAAGGGAACUGUUGCCAAUGAAUUCUCUAUCACCCGCCUCUGAAGAGUAUUUUAGGCACCAUUACACAUUUCUGAGCUAUAGCCAGAACCAUCCACAUGACCAAACCCUUCCCGCCGCACCCUACUUUAUCCCGUACUCACAAUCAGUCCGUCAUGCGAUGGAUACGGAGAACAUUGCGAGUGAACACGGGUAUGAAGAGAGAGAGCUCAAGACAAAUAAAGAGCUACAGGUGAGCCCGCAGACCGGCCGGUCGGCUUCUGGAUCACCAGAGAGACCAAACCCUCACCAUGGUUCCCAGGAGUCAGCGGAUGCAGUGUCGACCAGCCAAUCCGAAGAGAGGGACGGGGAUAUACAGAUAAAUGGUGAUGGUCAGAAUAGCACUGAAAGGUCACCAAUGUUCACAGAGAUGGAGACUGAAGCUAAAAGUGUUGAUGAUGUCAUAGUUCCUCUCAAUCUCUCAAGAAAAUGUCAGAUCAAAAGUGAUGCUUCACCUCAGCAGUGGUUUCCCCUGAAUCUGUCUGUGAAGUCAUCGACAGCUCCAUCAGCGAGCCAAUCACAGAGCGGCUUGAGCGAUGAGGAGAUUCUGGGUAGCAUGACAUCACAGGUGGACGAUGAUGUCAUUGUGGAAGAUGAGACAACGGCUGCGUUUGCUCUCUGCCAGCUGGCCCAAUCCGUUCUGACACCCAUGAGCAGAAACACAAACAUCUAUUCAUCUCUUUCAACUGCCUGUGAUGAGCCAGAAGCCCACCGCUUUCAAAAGCCAACACCCGAUUGUGAUCAAACAGAAGCAACUGAUACUCCAACAAACAUUAACUUCACAAAUACUUCUCCAGAUCUCAAAUCAGAUCUGGACAUCACCGCCCCUGCAUCAAACAUGAAACAUUCAAAGAGGAAAACACGUGCAUCACACGGCACCAAAAGAAAACGAUCGAGUGGCCUUAAUAACCGCAACCUGAGGAAAAGAACUUGCCAUUAAUCUCAAGACUCAAGACAUUUUAGACAAUGUGGUGAUAUGAAUUAAACUAUACACUAAAGUCCUCCUGAUCAGACCGAAAUUAGUUUUUUUGGGGGGAGCUGCGUUGUCAACUAUGAAGUGAAACACAAUGUAUUAUAUUUAUUUUUUUAAACUACUUUGUUUUUAUUGUUAAUGUUGUCACGCUUCUGGAUUAAAAAAUAGUCAAUAAAAAACAAUAAUGAAACACCGAAA
Misgurnus anguillicaudatus (oriental weatherfish) is the source of this 2210-nucleotide messenger RNA. RefSeq lists its product as uncharacterized. Lineage: Eukaryota; Metazoa; Chordata; Actinopteri; Cypriniformes; Cobitidae. The record is from RefSeq and is a predicted model, not a curated record.